AUGGACUUAGAAACAAAAACACUUUCAUUGAAUAAAUUUUGUUAUAAGUCAUUGACACAAUCUCCUGAAAUGUUUUAUCUUUAUACUGGCUUAAACAAAGGAAGAUUGGGGGUCAAUAUUGUAAAACAUAAAAUUAAGCCAGCAACAAAAUUGUUGACACAAAAAGAUCAUGUCCUUGUAGUCCUCAUGAAAUUAAAACUUGCACUUCUUAUUAGGGACAUUGCAUAUAGAUUUAAAGUUCAGUUGUUACCACUACUAGCAAAGUCAUUAUUGUUUACACUGAUAUGGCCUGAAAAACAAGCUUUAAGAAAAAAAUUGCCAAAAUGUUUUAGAUGUUUUUUAUCUAGAGGAUGGGGUGGAAGAGUAUCAGAUAAAGAAAUAACGAUCAAAAGUGGCUUUCUAGACUUAGUAGAGUAUGGUGAUAUGGUUUUGGCAGAUGAAUUAGCCACAAGGGGAGCAUUUUUGAAGAUACUUGAAUUUACUAGGGGAAAAGACCAAAUGUCUGCUGCAGAUGUUGAUCGAUCGAGGCAAAUUGCAAAUGUUCGAAUACAUAUUGAGAGAGUGAUUGGACGAUUAAGAAAAUUCAUGAUUCUGAACACCACUAUUCCGAUAACCCAAGUCGACCUAUUGGAUAAAGUAAUGAUGGUUGUUUGUGCACUAGUCAACAUAAGCAAAGGCAUUGUAUAA
Molecule: messenger RNA, 687 nt
Organism: Hydractinia symbiolongicarpus
Lineage: Eukaryota; Metazoa; Cnidaria; Hydrozoa; Anthoathecata; Hydractiniidae
Exons: 2
Coding region: 1-687 (228 amino acids)
Source: RefSeq, a predicted model, not a curated record